Molecule: messenger RNA, 4026 nt
Organism: Coprinopsis cinerea okayama7#130
Lineage: Eukaryota; Fungi; Basidiomycota; Agaricomycetes; Agaricales; Psathyrellaceae
Exons: 13
Coding region: 1-4026 (1341 amino acids)
Source: RefSeq, a predicted model, not a curated record
AUGUACCCGCUGAAACUUGCCAUGAACGCCCCUCCUAGCCCGCCGGAAACGAAUGUCACAUUCAAUGGUCCCUCCCCCGUAAUAGCCCCCCAACGUCACCCAACAGUCGGAAGCUCAUCGGCGGGUUUCGUUGGCGACAGCGCAUCCAUCGCUGGACCUGCGCUGGUCUCAGAUACUCCCGUACCCCGGAUACGACGACAGCCGUCCAUCUUCUACAACAGUCCCGGAAAUAGAGCAGAGAGCCGCGAACGCACUCCGAGCCUUUCAUCCAAACUUUUGGUCGUCGUAGUCCCUCCCGUCGCGGUUGUGCAGGAACAUGGAAACUUGGGGCAGACCCUUUCUUCCGGGCCUUUGCACCGUCUUUCUCAAGGGAUCAUUAUGCCAUUGUUUCCCAAUAUGUAUGGCCAAUUGACCGCCAUUGCAAAGGAAUUCAAUUUCCCUAGCAUCACAGGACUCUGCCUCUACUAUUGUUACACCGAUGGCGCUAUCACAAUGACGCCUAGGUUGUCAGAAGAGAUUUGGACUACCAUCUGGGGUCUGCAUGAGGUAUCACCCCAAGCCCGUGAACGCAGACCACCCAUUGCCGGCAGACUGGAAUUCGACAUCGACACAGGAAAGGCUCGUUGGUAUGGUGCUUGGCUAUCAUCACGCCAACGAGAGCCAAUGGAUUACCCAUUCUACAACGGCUCUAGUACUGCACCUCCCCAGCAUCACCGUGGGGACAGUCGCUUCACCUUCCCUCACAGCGUUGUGACCGACGAUUUUCCCGAGUCCAUCCAACAGCACAGUGCUCCCGUCCCCGCGCGACAUGUACCACGGAAACUUUCGCUUGUCGAACGAUUUGAUGUCGGUUCAAUUCAGAGCACAGAGAUCCCCCACCUCCCCAACGAUACUCUGCUGGUUUCGGGCGCUCCUGUCAGCUCCCACAUUCUAUCUCCAAUUAAACAGCAAGAGGAACCGCAAUCUGCAAGAGCGGAAUUGGAUAACAAGGUCAAUACGUGGCGUGCAACGGCAAUCGCUUCUCCAGAAGCGAUACCAUCCAGUUUUGAGCCUCCUUCAGUUCCCGCACCCUCUACCCCCUCCACAGAGUCUCUCCGCCUAGAAGACUACCAGUGGUCGGUGUCAAGCGUGGGCCCGGACGAUAAUGCCUCCUUCUCGGCAGACAUCUAUGUACCAUCAGUUCACCUUUGUGACCGUGUCAACGGUUCGGUAGCGUCCACAGCGUCGUAUUGCACCUCUCCAGGCCCAUCGGACUACAGUCUCGAAUUCCCGCUCUCUGACGUAUCACGGCUUCCAUCACCAGACCUUGCCCACCGGAUGUACGAGGAAGCGCCGCUCACACCAUUGACGACGACUUCAUGGGGUGCUCCAAGCCAUUACGCUUACUCCCUUUCAAGCGAAGAGUAUCAAGCUUCCAUUGACCUCGGCUACCGGGCCACCUUCAGCCGACCUUCCACUCCUGGGACAGCCACCACCUGGGGCCCUGCCUCAGAUGAUGGUUGGUACCCAGACAGUCCGGUGUCCUCCCAUUCGGUUCACCUCGGACUCAGAGGUGAUUUCAGUAGACCAACAACGCCGUUCACUGCCACCAGUUGGGGGGCAUCAACAGGGCCUUCUAGCCCGUUGAGUCCUUACAGACUCCCCAGCCCAGAUGCAGGUCAAAGAGCAUUUGACGACGUGGAACAAGGUGACCGUCCAUGGAGGCAUGCGUGGCCCUACAAUCGCCAGACCACGCAGCGUUCCCAGCAAUCAAGUGCAGCGCGGGUUCCUGUCAUUCCCCCGGUCAUCAAACAGAGAUUUGGCAAGAAGCAGCAGUCUCCGUCGGAAGGUUAUCCUCAUUUCGAUUUGUACCCCGCUGUGCUCCAGCCCCAGGCUGCUUCAACGUCUGGCCAGAAGGUCGUCCUUUCCCCCUCGGAUUACCCCAACAUAGUUAUUUAUUCCCCUGUAACAAGCGCAGUCGUAACCUCCGUUCAAGUGAGAGUACCAGCUCCUGUGGAUCGGACUGGCUAUCCUCACAACCUUGCGCGUAUCUACGAACCGGUUUCUCGACCCACAUUGGUCUCGGAGUCUUCCAUCGUCCGGUACCCUUACUUUGACAUCUACCCUGCGGUUUAUCCCUUCAACCUUGAGCGGGUCUACCCCCAACGUCUCGAGUCAUUUCCCAACAAGGUCCAACCUCAGCAGUCCGUCAGCAUUGGUGUCAGCGCUCCGUAUCCGUUCUUUAACCUUUAUCCCGCCGUGUACCCCUUCAACUUAGAGAGGAUAUAUUCUCACAUGAAUGUUCCCGUUGAACGGAAAGACAGCAGGCCACCCGCACCCGUUGUUUCUCUCGUCGUGCAGUACCCCCACUUCGACCUUUACCCCGCAGUGUAUCCUUUCAACAUGACUCAGAUCUACCCACGAGUUGUCGCGCUUGAACCACGCAAGGUGCUCACUGACAUCAACUGCAUCCCGGAGAGUAGGUCAUACUACCCAUACCUUGAGAUUUACCCCGCCAUCUAUCCCUACAACCUGGAGUAUAUCUAUGUGCCACUUCCUAGCACUCACAGCGACGAGCCCCCAAAGAAGCCGGCCAUUUCAGUUACUGAAGGGACCCGCAACUAUCCUAUCAUCGAGAUCUAUCGACCGGUCUAUCCUUACAACUUGGAUGCGAUUUAUCCUAGUGUUCAUCCUCUCGUCAAAUCGUCUGAUGAUAUAAACCUGAAUGCACCCGCUCCUCGCUUCGCUGCAGGAUAUCCCCACCUCGAAAUCUAUACCCCCGUCUAUCCGUUCUUUAGUCUCUACCCACCAGCGGCUGCAUCCGUUGAAGUUGGAGGUCAGUUGAAGCGCCGUCCUAGCGUUGUCUCCGCGACAUCCAACUACCCGUAUUUCGACCUAUAUCCAGCAGUUUAUCCCCACUUUGACCUUUACCCCUCUGUCGCGUGUCAGAGUGCACGGAGGGUCGAAAAACCUCCUUGUCGUGUAUCUGUUGAACCCUCUUAUCCUUACUUCAACCUUUACCCUGCUGUUUAUCCACACUUUGUCCUUUGGCCGUCGUUGCCCGGGUCCACUGCUCCUGUGCAACCUGCUCCUGUACAACGUCAUACCCCCGACGUCGUCCAAACUCCGCUUGUCCGAGCCUCCGUUUCCAAUUCUCCCGCACCUGCUCCCAUCCGAGUUCGAACGCCACCGGCUCCAGCUCCUGCUCGAAGCUUACCGCCUCUGCCAGCGCCUGCUGCUAUUCAGAAGCCGUCACCGCCCGCUCCCAUUCCUCUCCAGAUCCCGUCCACCUCGCGUGCCUCAACACCCCAGGUUGCCAGAGUAUCGCCUGUCCGGCGGGUACCACUGUCAGUGCCUGUUGAUAUUGAAGACGAAGACCACCCAGAAGUGGUCGCUGUUGCUGCUCAAAGCUCGGCCGCAGUCCUUGUCGAGAUGCGAAGAGCGCCCGCCGUUGUUCAACCGUCGCGCAUUCCUACCGAGGUUCAGAAUGAGCAGGAGCUUGCACCCGCUGUCUUUCAGCGCCGGAUAAUCCCCACCAUACCCCUGCAGGAAGAACCGGAAUCUCAGCCACUGGAGCCCCCGAAGGACUCGUAUAGCAGAAGAAGGUCCGGAAGACUAACACAUGCCGAGCUUCAUGCCAUGGUCAUGAUGGAAAAGUCGAGUCGUGGUGAAAUCUCGCUCGGUGACGUCUUGGGAUCGUUCCCCCCAGUCCCAAGUGUUGCUCCGCCAACGACUCUAUCACGAUCUGGGUCACUCCCGAACAGACCGCAGUCGGUGUUCAACAAGGCCAAUAGGAUGUCGGGCCUCCCCAGCAACCCUCGCGACAGUCUAGUUCGCUCUGUCUCGGCGUCUGGACGACCAACGCGAUCGGGAAGCCUUGCCCAACGGCGGUCUAUGUGGGAGAACAGUGCAAAUUCCAACAAUCCCCUUCCAAACCGACCUGUGGAAAUCAGACGCAACGGUCGAAGGGAUAGCAUUGUUCUGCAAAGGAUCAGGGUGUUCAAUAAUCCAACAACCGUUCAGGCAACCACAGGCAAUCGUAUCUAG